AUGGGCCGGCAUCGACCGGUGCACCUGCACAAUCGUGAUGCUGCAAGACAUGCAGUCCAUCUACCAGGAAGAGCUUCCCUCAUGGUUUUGGCUACGUUGCUGAUCUUCUGGAGCGGGCGAGCUGCUCCCACCUGGUUGCUUCCUGUGUCGUCAAGGCUGACUGAAGUCACCGAUGUUUUGGCUUCCGAAUACUCGCGGCGCAGCCUGCUUGGCAGCUCCUUGUUGAGCCUGAUGUCCUCUCCGGCCAUGGCCGAGUCGCCCUGCGCAUGCUGCGAAUCCGACUGGUGUGGCUGCGGUGCAAAAUGCGUUGACUGCCACGCCUACCUGUCCUCGAGAGGCUAUUCGCUCCCUGCAGAUCUCGCGAGCGCAGUGAAAAGUCGAGGUGUAUCCGACUGGGCGGCUGCCGUGGACUGGCAAACUGCGGAAGCUCCGCAGUGGCGUCCAGUGCAAAAAGACCAGGUCUCGGCGGGCCAGUCACAGCUGCCAGGAGCCGGCCGGGGCCUCUUCGCGCGGCGCGCGCUGGCCAAAGGGGCCGUGCUGCCGCCCUACAAGGGGGAUCUUCCAGAUGGCUACUGUCGAGCGGCUAUGAGGAUUGGCAGGGUGGAGGGCCAACUGCAGACCUUCCAAACCGUCACCCGCGGCGGCGCCUACGUCUGGUGCCCGCAGAAUCCCGGCGACGCAGCGGCGGCUUUCUGCAUGGAUGCCGCGGCUGAUGACCCGGAGAACCCUGCUCGGUUAAUCAAUGCAGCUGCCAACGAAGAGCAGUGCAAGCAGGUAAACACCGAGAUUUGCCAGCUGGGAAGUAUCCUCUAUUUCCGCACGGUGCAAGACGUGCCAGCGGGGACAGAGCUUGUUACAGACUAUGGCUACAGCUACUGGCCGGAUUUCGACUCGUGCCAGCUCGUGACAGCCAACGAUCUGAUGGCUCGCUUGGAGAAGCGCUCGACAAGAUGA
Molecule: messenger RNA, 954 nt
Organism: Symbiodinium sp. CCMP2456
Lineage: Eukaryota; Dinophyceae; Suessiales; Symbiodiniaceae
Source: the annotation of a GenBank genome assembly